UUACAAUGACAUACAAAUAACAUUACAAGUUUUAGAAGUUAAAAGGUUUGGAAGAAAGAUUAAAAAUGGGGGAAACAUCAGCAGAAUCAGACGCAUCUUUCAGGGCAGAAGAAAGCAAGAGUAUAAACCUGAGAGUGAAGUGGAUUGAUGAUGAUGAAAACAAGGAGAAAGAUGGAAAAUUUGGGGAAAUUCACUUCAAAAUUGAGAAUGAUAUUGCACUUACAUGGUUGAUGAUUCGUUAUUGUGAUAAAAUUGGUGCAAAUUUCGGAACUACUCGUUUUGAAUUCAAUGGUGCUAAAUUGCGAGGAACUGAUACUCCUCUUCAACUUUCAAUGAGUUCUUCUGAUCUCAUUUAUGCUCAUCAUUUUCUAUGUGGUCAUGGACGCUGUGCUGAACACUAUGUAACUCUGUGCAUCCGUGUGCCCAAGGAGAGAGACACAUUUAUAAGAGUAAGACGUGCUGCACCAUUACUGCCUCAGCUUAUGCGUGGCUUCUCUGAUGAUGUUGGUUCCUUGAGUUUUGUUUAUGAUUGGUGUCGGUUGACUGAGGAAGAUACAGCUGAUAAUCAUGAAUUGGAGGAUGGUGAAAUUAUUGAUGCCUUUGAUUUUGACGAGAGCAGUUCCUCCUUAAGCAUAGUUGAACCAUCAUGUAUUUCUCUUAGAGUGGUGAAUCCGAAUUACAGGGACUAUGCCUUCAAAAUGAGACAAACUUGUAUAUUGUCUAAGCUGUUCAAUAAAUAUCGUAAGCUUAUAUCAGUGCAAAAUGAAGCUGCUUUCAUGUUUAAGGAGCGCAGACUCAUGGGUUCAAAGACAGUAGAGGAAGAACGACUUAAGGAUGGUGAUGAAAUUGAAGCCAUAAUAGAGUGAUUCCUUUAGUUGAUUUUGCUCUUGUGUCACAUACUUGCAUCUCAUAAAUCAAGUAUUGUUUGCUAAAUUAGAAUUGUGAUCUGUUGCACUUUGACUAUGCUAUUGAUGUCGAUGAAUUGAAUUAGA
This is a messenger RNA of Chenopodium quinoa (quinoa), 992 nucleotides long. RefSeq lists its product as uncharacterized. Gene Ontology annotation, molecular function: protein tag activity; ubiquitin-like protein ligase binding. The transcript is spliced from 3 exons. Bases 66 to 866 code for a protein of 266 amino acids. Lineage: Eukaryota; Viridiplantae; Streptophyta; Magnoliopsida; Caryophyllales; Amaranthaceae. The record is from RefSeq and is a predicted model, not a curated record. Gene Ontology annotation, cellular component: nucleus. Gene Ontology annotation, biological process: protein sumoylation.